Alosa alosa (allis shad) is the source of this 999-nucleotide messenger RNA. RefSeq names its product mix-type homeobox gene 2 (gene mxtx2). The transcript is spliced from 3 exons. The coding region runs from base 13 to 999 and encodes 328 amino acids. Lineage: Eukaryota; Metazoa; Chordata; Actinopteri; Clupeiformes; Clupeidae. Gene Ontology annotation, molecular function: DNA binding. The record is from RefSeq and is a predicted model, not a curated record.
CCUCAGUUAAACAUGUGGAAUGACUGCAGUGUUGUCCAAGAUGGCUCCUCACAGGCCCAUAAGAUGGCAGGCCGCAGGAAGAGGACCAGCUUCACCAAGGAACACUUAGAGCUCCUCCGCAUAGCCUUUGAGGUGGACCCUUACCCGGGAAUCAGUGUGAGGGAGAGCCUGUCUCAGGCCACCGGACUUCCAGAGUCCCGUAUUCAGGUAUGGUUCCAAAACAGAAGGGCCAGGACUCUGAAGAACAGAAACAACAGGAUGGCCUCUCCUCCAUCUGCCUCCGUCCCUGUGAGCCCCUUCAUUCCCUCUCUGAUCCACAGGGCUGAGGACGAGAGCCAGCAGAAGGGCACCUGCGAGGGCCUCUACAGCGGCACAGGCAACCAGCCGGCAGGCCACUCUCAAAUCAAGGAGGAGGACCUGGACUGCUUCUACGACAGCCUGUCUCCACAGGCCUCUGGCUUCUCUCAGAGGGACAUUGGCUACUUCAGCACGCCUUCCUUCCGGCCAGGGCAGAGUCGUCUGCUGGGCAGCAACGCCAGCCCCACCUAUCAGACUCCCACCGCCACAUACCACAAUGGACGCAACAACUGGAGCUCAACAGUAACUCCUGAUAGCACUUCUCCAGAGUCUCUGUGGAGCCCUCGGUCCUCCAUGGGUAGCAGCUUUGCCAAUGACAGCCAGUUCUUCGCCUUCCCAUCUCCAUCUGGACCACCACCACCCUACCCCCACCGCACUGUCCAGUCUGGGUACAUGGGGUCAGUGUCCAACUCUCCUGCCUCGCCGGAUUCGGCUUGCUGUGACAUGGGGCCAGACAAUUCCUCUUUCUCCGUCCAAUACUCCUCAUUCAGCGGGAUGUGGGACAUGCCGACCUCGGAGCAAUUUACCAAUCUGGCUCCUCUACCUGACUUGUCUUCUCAGUGUUUGGAGGAUGUCCUUGGGGAGAUGCAGCCAGACUGGUGGAAAGUCAGAGGGCCUGUGGACCCCCCUAGCAAAGAAUAA